AUGGCAGACGCCGACCAACUCCGCCGCGGCGGCGCCCGCGCGCACGUCGUCCUGUUCCCGUUCAUGGCGCAGGGACACGUCGCGCCGUUCCGCUGCCUCGCCGCGCUCGUCCGCAGGAGCCGCCCCGACGCGCGCCUCACCGUCGUCGCAACCCCCGGCGUUGCGGAGGCCUUCCGGGCCCACCUCGCCGCGGACGGCGUCGGGGCCGCGGCGGCGGCGGCCGUCCACGCGCUCCCGUUCUGCCCCGCCGAACACGGCCUCCCCGCCGACGCCGAGACCUCGGCGAGCAUCGGGUUCCAGCAGAUCAUCACCCUCUUCCUCGCCUCCGAGUCGCUCCGUCCGGCGUUCCGGCGGUUCGUCGACGGUCUCAGGGCGGCGAAUCCCGGCGACGACGUGCACGUCAUGGCGGACAUGUUCUUGGGAUGGGCGGUGGACGUCGCCCGCGACGCCGGCGCGUCGAGCUCCGUUGUGCUCACCUGCGGCGGCUACGGCUCGGCGCUCUACUUCUCUCUGUGGGACAGCGUGCCUCUUCCGGCGACCACCUCCCCGGACGACGACUUCCCUCUGCCGCGGUUCCCGGGCGUCCGUGUGCAGCGCUCGCAACUCACCGACCACCUCGCGGCGGCCGACGGCAAGGACGCCUGGUCCGGGUUCAUCCAGAGGCAGAUCGCCGCCUUCUACCGCGCCGACGCGCUGCUCGUGAACACCGCGGAGAACUUGGAGCCGAAGGGGCUAAGGAUGCUCCGGCAAUGGCUCAACGUUCCGACCUAUCCCGUCGGCCCGCUGCUCCGUGCCGCGGCGCCGUCGCCGGAGGGGAAGAAGACAACGAGCCCCAUCUUGGCGUGGCUCGACAAGCAGCCGCCCGCCUCGGUGCUGUACAUAUCGUUCGGGUCGCAGUACACGAUCACCGCGCCGCAGAUGAUGGCGCUCGCGUGCGGGCUCGAGCAGAGCGGCCACAGGUUCGUCUGGGUGAUCCGGCCGCCGGCGGGACACGACGUGAACGGCGAGUUCUCGCCGGAGUGGCUGCCGGAGAAGUUCAAGGAGCGCGCGGAGGCGGAGGGGCGCGGGCUGGUGGCGCGGUGCUGGGCGCCGCAGGUGGAGAUCCUGGCGCACGCCGCCACCGGCGCGUUCCUGACGCACUGCGGGUGGAACUCCGUCCAGGAGGCGCUCGGCCACGGCGUGCCGCUGCUCGGGUGGCCGCUCUCGGCGGAGCAGUUCUACAACGCCAAGGUCCUCGCGGAGGAGGACGAGGAGACGGGCGCCGUGUGCGUCGAGGUGGCGCGCGGGACCGGCGCCGCCGUGGACGCGGCCAAGGUGGCGGCAGCCGUGGAGGCGGUGCUCGGCGAGACGGCCCAGAGCGCCGCGAUGAGGCGGAGGGCGGCCGAGAUGAAGGUGUCGAUCGUCGCGGCGAGGGACGGCGGCGACGCGUCGUCGGAGACGGUGAUGCGGAGGUUCUUGGACGCGGUGGCGCCGCCGCGUGUCGCGCAGUUCGCCGGCGCGCCGUCAGCAUCGGCAUGCUUUCGUGAGGUCGCGCCAGGGACGGCGAGCCGUCGUGUCGUCAACUCUGGCCAUUUCACCCAGUGAAGUAAUUAGUAUUGUAAAACGGCAAAUCGAAAUAAAUUAGAUUUAAACUGGUAUUUGUACUAAUCUACGUAAAUUUUUUACAUUUAUUGUAGAAAAUUGCUAAAGAUAUUUGUACUUGUACACAUCUUAUCGUGAAACUUG
Molecule: messenger RNA, 1725 nt
Organism: Oryza brachyantha (malo sina)
Lineage: Eukaryota; Viridiplantae; Streptophyta; Magnoliopsida; Poales; Poaceae
Product: UDP-glycosyltransferase 92A1-like
Exons: 1
Coding region: 1-1584 (527 amino acids)
Molecular function (GO): UDP-glycosyltransferase activity
Source: RefSeq, a predicted model, not a curated record